Molecule: messenger RNA, 1744 nt
Organism: Pteropus alecto (black flying fox)
Lineage: Eukaryota; Metazoa; Chordata; Mammalia; Chiroptera; Pteropodidae
Gene: NRSN2
Product: neurensin 2
Exons: 2
Coding region: 1-612 (203 amino acids)
Biological process (GO): nervous system development
Cellular component (GO): neuron projection; neuronal cell body; transport vesicle
Source: RefSeq, a predicted model, not a curated record
AUGCCUAGCUGUGACCAUUCUUGUGGCUGUAGCCGUGGCCCCAACGUGGAAGAUGGCAAGUGGUAUGGAGUCCGCUCCUAUCUGCACCUCUUCUACGAGGACUGUGCAGGUACUGCCCUCAGCGAUGACCCUGAGGGGCCUUCCAUCUUGUGCCCUCGCCGGCCCUGGCCCUCACUGUGCUGGAAGAUCAGCCUGUCCUCAGGGACCCUGCUUCUGCUGCUGGGUGUGGCAGCCCUGACCACUGGCUAUGCGGUGCCCCCCAAGCUGGAGGGCAUUGGAGAGGGCGAGUUCCUGGUGUUGGAUCAGCGGGCAGCCGACUACAACCAGGCCCUAGGCACCUGCCGCCUGGCAGGCACAGCGCUCUGUGUGGCAGCCGGGGUCCUGCUGGCCAUCUGCCUGUUCUGGGCCAUGACCAGCUGGCUGAGCCAUGACACCAAGGCAAAACGCUUGGACACUGAAGCUGAUGGUCAUCUGGAGGUCUUUGGGGACGAGUCAGAGCAGCAACUGUCCCCCAUCUUCCGUGAUGCCAGUGGCCAGUCUUGGUUCUCACCACCUGCCAGCCCCUUUGGGCGAUCUUCUGUGCAGACCAUCCAACCCAAGCGGGACUCUUGAGCUGCCCUCAUGGCCAGAGGAGUCACCAGACAGGAUUUCCUCCUCCCCACCACACCACGCUCUCUCAUUGUCUCCAUAACUUCUCCCUUUCAGCAGAGACCCUUCUGUCUAAACCCUGAGAUGGCUCAACUGCAGGUCAGACAGUCUGGAGCUUACAUCCCCAUGCUCAUUCUCAGGGGGUAGGGCCCCAGCUCAUCCAAGAUGCCAAUCUUCUCCAAGUUCGCCCGAAACUUCCUACCCACCCCUCCUCCCCCAGGCCCUUCAGGGGCAGAAAGCAUCUCCCUCAACCUGCCCCCAUUCUUUCCUCUGUGUGACUCUGGCCCAGCCCCUUUCCUUUCAGACAACCAGUUCCUGUCUCUGUACUAUAAGGGAUUGGGACAAGAUUCUCGAGUUCCAUGACUUCCCUAUUCUCUCUAGGAUGUAAGUAUUACUCCCUAUAGGCAAAGAUGGGGGCGGUGAGGUAGCAGGGUCAUUCUCAUCCCUCCUUCUGUCAGCUGCACCAGGAUACCUCAGGAUGGGUCAAAGAUGCUCACUGGACUUCCUGUCCGGGAUGGUAUGAAAACAUUUACCCCCUAGAGUACAUUUUCUACAUAUAUUUUGGCAUCAGAGCCCCUCCAUCCUCUCUAUCCCAGACUAUUACUAGCCCCAGUGUGCAGAUGAGGUGGCUGAGGGAAACUGGUAGUCUGCAGGAACUCAGACCCACAUUUUCAGACUCUUGGGCCAGCUCUUGUUCUACAGCUGGAGCAGGGCCACUGUAUCUUCCUGGCUUCCAGGGGACCCCCAGGGGUUGGAGACAGGCUUGACCCAGGGAGAGUAGUUGAAGGCAAUGGUUUCUGGUUACUCAGAAAAUACUUUGGACAUGCAUUUAAGUGGUCUCUAAGAGCCACUUAAGAACUGGGAUGUCUUUUGUCUGUCAAAGUACCCCACCUUAGAUACUGUCACUCACAGGUGACACAGCAUCUCUGUUCUUUGCCACUAGGUGGAGCUCCAAGGCAGCCGGAGAGAGACAUUUAAGACCCUGCCCCUACCCUCCCUACUGUUUCACCACCAGCUUGAGGGGCAUCCUGAGGGGGAGUCCUCAGUCUUCCCCCACCAGGCAGGCCCUACUACCCUUGUGCCCCAGGCCACCUCC